AUGGAUGGUGUCACGUAUACUAGUAUCGCCGGAACCAGUCUCUUUCAGACAGAGGAGGGAUAUUUUGGUUCCAUAUCCCAAGUCUCCCCGGCUGAUGGGUCCCAUCGUGGCACGAAGACAUUCUCAAUAUCCUCAGUUUCGAAACUCACCGAACUUAUUGAGCCGACGCUAUCCCAAUUCUCCACAAGAGCAGAGUAUUGCACAAUGUCCAUCGGAUUGGUCGAUGACUCGAAUAGAGAAGACAUCCGUGAUUCUUUGAACGCAAUAAGCGAAUCUAUUGGUCGGCGGAAUGGCUUUCCAUAUCCAGUCAAACAAUAUGAAGUGACUCACGCAGAUGCUUAUUGUGGGACGCUCCCGUCCGAUGAGAGUAUCUUCUAUAUCAUGUUUCUUGACUUCGCCCCCAAUCGUAUAGCAUCCGAAACUUUGGUGACGGUAUAUGACGAUGACGAUGAGGAUGGGGGUAGGAAGGUGCUCAGGAUUUGGGAAAGCAACGUUAGCAUCGCAGAGUCUGUUUCUCUGGAGGACGCGAUCAGCAGCGUUGCUGUCUAUGCCGGUGAACCGCCUCUUUCUCGCAUUGUGCUCAUCAAUCCCCCUCCAUCCCUCACUCCGACACUUCACGCCACACUUCCCGAAAUUCACCCUGGUGUUCCCAUCAUCGUGUCUUCAGCCUCGGAUAUAUCUCAAGCGCUCGCUACACAUCAAUACCUAGAAUUUGGUAGAUGGUCAAAUUGCUGUUGUUUCAGUGUGGGUACUCGGAUUUGCCCUCCAAUCUGCAUUGCCUCCGCCACAGGCGUUGCCAUGCCCUUAGUGGAUCUGUUGGUAGAUUGGGAUGAGGAUUGCCCUCAGGAAAGAGUUUUCUCCACAUCAGUGGACAAUCAGACGACAGCUACACUGCGGCUUUUGUUGGGUGACCACCCUUUAGCAAAAGAUAACGUCGAGCGGGGCGUCAUUGCCUUGGAAGGAUUGGAUCCAAGGCCGAGGGGUGUUGGGUGCAUCCAAGUCACGGCGACGUCCUUCCCUGAUAUGCAAGGAUUUUGGAAUAUGCUUACAGUCAAAGUGGAGCAGCUGACGGAAGAUGGGCAAAAGUGUCCUCGGACAACAAGCAAGAUGUUUAUUUUUCCCCAUUUCUUCCCCAACAUCCGGGACGAAAAAAGAUAUAUGUUUGAUGCCCGGCGUGGAUACGAAUACAACUCGGAAGAGGUCCAGUGGGAACUUCCGGAAUGA
Molecule: messenger RNA, 1224 nt
Organism: Laccaria bicolor S238N-H82
Lineage: Eukaryota; Fungi; Basidiomycota; Agaricomycetes; Agaricales; Hydnangiaceae
Exons: 2
Coding region: 1-1224 (407 amino acids)
Molecular function (GO): ATP-dependent protein folding chaperone; ATP binding
Source: RefSeq, a predicted model, not a curated record